Messenger RNA from Drosophila albomicans, 1511 nucleotides. RefSeq lists its product as uncharacterized. The coding region runs from base 243 to 803 and encodes 186 amino acids. The record is from RefSeq and is a predicted model, not a curated record. The transcript has 3 exons. NCBI's taxonomy places the organism in Eukaryota, Metazoa, Arthropoda, Insecta, Diptera, Drosophilidae.
CUCAUUCGGCGAUUUUCAGUGGAACUGUGUAGACGUUUUGAAAUCGGCAACCAAAAAUCCAUAAUACAUUCAGUUUAAAAGCAGACCAAACAGCAAAAAAAUUUGCACGAUAAUAACUAAAUUUGCGAGUAUUAUUAAACAUUUCCGAUUUUAAUUGCAUCUAAGUUUUGUGUUCACGUACGCGAAUAAUUUUCAAAUAUAUUCUUCGCGGUUCUCUGGGAAAACCAAAUUUGAGAAUUAAAAUGGCUGAUGUUGCUGACAAAAAGAACGAAACCCCUGUGGUCGAGAAGGUGGCCGUCGAAGUUGACAACGUAAAAACGGAUAAAGAGGCCGUUGCAGUCGAAGAUGCAGCAGCAGCAGUUGAAACGUCCACCACUACAGAAAAUGGUGCUGCUGCUGAAGAGGAUUCAAGUAGCAGCGCUGACGGUGCCAAGGAAAAUGGGACCGAGACUAGUGCCGAAUCUGCUCCCGCUGCUGAAGAUGCUGUAGAAGCUGAAAAAAAGGCCGAAGUACCAGUAGCUGCGGAGGAACCAGUUGCUGAUGAUAAGACAUCUGAACCCAAAACGGUCAGCGAGGAAGCACCAGCCGUUGUGGAGAAUGGCGCCGAUGAGACAGAGGUAGCCAACGGUGAUUCGAAAGAUAAUACGCCUGCCGCUGAAGCCGUGAAACGAAAGGUCGAUGAGACUACUGCCAAAUCUGAUGAGGUCAUUGCCACACCGGAAAAAAAAGCGAAAUUGGACGAUGCCGCCAGCACGAAGGAUGAGGUUCAAAACGGUACCGAAGCCAGCGAGGUGGCUGCCUAAAGUCGGCGCGUUACUAAAUAUACAAUUUACAUAUACACAUCAAUCAACAUACAAAAUUCACACAAAAUGGGCUCUCACACACACACGCAAACUUGUGUAUGUAUGCAUAUGGGUGUGCGGCGCAUAGUUCUCUUAUAACAGCAAUCUUUCAUAGGAGCGUAGUCUUAAAAAUGUACCGAUUCUCUCUGACUCUACUAACACAAAACAAAAAAUUCCUUUAUCAUUUAAAAACAAAAACUUAACUUUAAAGAUCAAAGUAUGCAUUUAAAAAAGAAACAACAGAUGUGUUUUGUGCGAAAUGAUAAGCAAGCUGUAAACAAAUGGCAUCAAAUAUAAUGAUAAUAAAAGUAGAAAUGUAACAGCUAUCUUGCAAAUCUUGUAAAAGUAAAUGAAAAAAAUCCAAAUUACGAAUUCUACUUUAUCAUUUUUAAGAUUUCAUUCUUAUUUGUAUGUAUGAUCCUAUAUUAAAUAUGAAUAUUAAUAUAAACAACGGUUUUAUGUAUGAAACUCGAUAAAUCCUAAGAAGUCACAAUUAACAGAAAGCUGCCCUCUUCUAUUUUACAUUGGAAUGCAAAUUUAAUAAAAAAAGAAAAAUCAUUCCAAGCACAGCAAUUAUGUUAGUGCAAAUAUAUUGUAAAAAUUAAAAAAUCGCGCUUUAAAUUGUUUGAUGGACCGACCUAUACAUAAUUCUUAUACAAAAAUUCACGA